CUAUUUACAAAAUUCGAACAUUAUCAUCGUUCUUUUAUAAUGGUUUUUGUGGCUAGUUUCUCUCAAAACCCAUUCCCAUUUCUCAAAGAAGCAUCUAAAUGGUUUUUGCAAUUUGUUUAUCUCAAAACCUUCUUUUCUUGAAGCCAUAUUCAUCCAAUGUUGAUGCCACUUUACAAAUCAAGUGUUGCUCACAAUCACAAAGCAAAUCAAUCACAUCUAAUAUUGAAACAAAGAAAAGGUGUUUGAGAUGCAACACCCUUUACUCAGAUCAACAUAAUUCUCCAGCUUCUUGCUCUUUCCACGGUCAUACAAAUGGCUUCGGGAAGGUUGAUGAUAGCUCAUUUGACUGUUGGAAAGGGUCCAACUGUCAUGUGUCAGAUUGUGGAAAAAAUGUUUGAAGGUUACUUUAGAAGUUGGAGAAUGAUCAUUCUUGAACAUGGAAAAUGAUAUUCGUCAUUUUUUAGUCAUGCCUUUUAUUCUUUGAUAUUUUGGAGUGUUUCUUUCGCUAAUGUGAGAGUUGUACAUUCCUUGUAAAGUACUGGAAAUGCAUUUGUAAAUUGCAAGAGUUUUCCUUGCAUUAACAGAUGAUUUGAACUUUCUUGAUGAAAUGAAAAACGUGGAGAACGUUCUUGGUUUUCCAGAAUCUUGUCAAGAACA
This is a messenger RNA of Cicer arietinum (chickpea), 657 nucleotides long. NCBI's taxonomy places the organism in Eukaryota, Viridiplantae, Streptophyta, Magnoliopsida, Fabales, Fabaceae. The record is from RefSeq and is a predicted model, not a curated record.